AUGAACGCACAUAUUAACGAAUGCACAGUUGGAGCUCAUAAUUGUCACAGUCAGGCAACGUGCAGUAAUACCACUGGGUCGUUCAAUUGUACCUGCAAUGAAGGUUAUUCAGGAAAUGGAACCAUGUGUGAAGAUGUGGACGAAUGCACAUUUAAAACGCAAAAAUGUCACAGCCAAGCAACGUGUAAAAACACCGCUGGUUCGUUCAACUGUACCUGUAAUGAAGGUUAUACAGGAGAUGGAACCAUGUGCACAGAUAUUAACGAAUGCACAGUUGGAGCUCAUAAUUGUCACAGUCAGGCAACGUGCAGUAAUACCACUGGGUCGUUCAAUUGUACCUGCAAUGAAGGUUAUUCAGGAAAUGGAACCAUGUGUGAAGAUGUGGACGAAUGCACAUUUAAAACGCAAAAAUGUCACAGCCAAGCAACGUGUAAAAACACCGCUGGUUCGUUCAACUGUACCUGUAAUGAAGGUUAUACAGGAGAUGGAACCAUGUGCACAGAUAUUAACGAAUGCACAGUUGGAGCUCAUAAUUGUCACAGUCAGGCAACGUGCAGUAAUACCACUGGGUCGUUCAAUUGUACCUGCAAUGAAGGUUAUUCAGGAAAUGGAACCAUGUGUGAAGAUGUGGACGAAUGCACAUUUAAAACGCAAAAAUGUCACAGCCAAGCAACGUGUAAAAACACCGCUGGUUCGUUCAACUGUACCUGUAAUGAAGGUUAUACAGGAGAUGGAACCAUGUGCACAGAUGUUAACGAAUGCACAGUUGGAGCUCAUAAUUGUCACAGUCAGGCAACGUGCAGUAAUACCACUGGGUCGUUCAAUUGUACCUGCAAUGAAGGUUAUUCAGGAAAUGGAACCAUGUGUGAAGAUUUGGACGAAUGCACACUUAAAACGAAUAAUUGUCACAGCCAAGCAACGUGUAAAAAUACCAUUGGUUCUUUCACUUGUACCUGCAAUGAAGAUUAUACCGGAAAUGGAAUUACAUGCGAAGACAUAAACGAAUGUGUUGGAGAAUCGCGAAAAUGUUCAGGUCAAGGUCAAGAAUGUGUUAACUUCCCUGGAGCAUACCGUUGCCAUUGUACCAGUCCACGACAGCAAAUUGUUGAUGAAGAAUGUACUGAUAUUCAGGCCUCUGUCGAAGGUCAAUUUGUGAUUAUAAAUCGCGUCUACAUCUCUGCCUAUGAUGAUCCACAAAGUUUAGAAUACUUUCAAUUUACUGAACUGUUACUCAAUGAGCUUACGAACCUCUACACGAGAACAGCGAGGCUACGUUUCACCUUUCAGUCAAUCAUCAUUUUACGACUAUUCCCAGGAUCUGUUGUUUCUGAUUACGUUGCAACAUUCAAUGAUUCCACUGGAAUAAACAGUAACAAUAUUCAAGACGAAUUGGUCGAGUCAAUGAAUUUCACACAAAACGGCACAUUUCUUGGGGCAGAUCUCCAAAUCAGCAAGAGCACAGAUCGCACUGUAGUAAAAGGCCUUUUCAGUGUGAAAGAUUAUGACGAAUGCAAUAAAAGUAGCAUCCUGCAUACUCCUGAUUGUGGUAACAACUCACUAUGUAUGAACACAGACACAAGUUAUAAGUGUGUUUGUCUUUCUGGAUAUGAAAAAAGUAACGGAAGCUGUCUUGCCAUUACUUUUGACAAAGAUGAUGUCAAUAUCGUCAGGAAUUUGAUGAUUGUAGUCGUUAUAUGGAGUACACUGUGUUUUGCGAUCGCCAUUAUUCUGGUUCUUAUCGCUGGAUUUAGCAUGUGUGCAGAAGUGUAUGAUGAAAAACGUGAACAAUUUGAGACAGAAUUGCACUCAAUGCCAGAGACUGUCACUUCUCCCGUCUACACGACAUAUCCUGCCAUGGAACAUUAUUAUGCAGACAACGAGUAAACAUACUUUUUGAAAUGAGGCCUAUAAAAUUGUUUUGCGGUUUUAUGCACAACAUAAAAAUUUGUCCAUAAAUUUAAUUAUCUAUGCACUCACAUAACGUACUUAUUGAUUUCACGUAUUAUAAUAUUACUACUUUUAUACAGUUUUUAUACAGUUAUACACUAUUUAGUCGGCUAUCAGCUCAUGGUAAUCGACUCGAGCUCGUGGUAAUUUUUUUUAUAAUGUAGCUACUAUAAACACCAUUUUAUGAUAGAAAUAAACAUUGCGUAAAAAAAUUAA
This is a messenger RNA of Dendronephthya gigantea, 2163 nucleotides long. RefSeq names its product fibrillin-2-like. The transcript is spliced from 16 exons. Gene Ontology annotation, molecular function: calcium ion binding. Bases 1 to 1884 code for a protein of 627 amino acids. The record is from RefSeq and is a predicted model, not a curated record. Lineage: Eukaryota; Metazoa; Cnidaria; Anthozoa; Malacalcyonacea; Nephtheidae.